Messenger RNA from Astrephomene gubernaculifera, 2263 nucleotides. NCBI's taxonomy places the organism in Eukaryota, Viridiplantae, Chlorophyta, Chlorophyceae, Chlamydomonadales, Astrephomenaceae. The record is from the annotation of a GenBank genome assembly.
GUCGUUGUAGUUAUACACAAGGAAGCCUUCACAGUACCGUUAGAAUACUUAUGUUGUUAAUGUGUUGCUAUGAAGCAGCAUGGGCAAACGCCGCUGGACUGAUGACCAACUGCUUGCGUUGCAACAAGCUGCAGAACGUAUAGCUGUAGACAAUGGAAGACUUACUGUCAAGCACUUAUCAGAAAGCUUGAGGAACGACUCGCGAUUUGCCAAUGUUACCAAGACACAACUACAGGGCUUUAUUUACAUGAGCAAUAUUGGUAAAGAAUUAAGGCAUGGUAGCGGCACCAAUGAUGCACCUGUUAACGAAGAAGAGAAGUCUGGUCCGACACCACCCAAAAAACGCUGUCGGUGGAGUACUGAAGAUGAGCAGGCUUUUAAUAAAGCAUUACGAACUAUCGUGGCUACUGUGAAGGAAGCUUCGCCACAGACAAUGUUGCAGGAAAUGGGGCGGCCCAGUAUUACAGCACGCAUGGUGCGGAAUCGACUGCGGAAGGAACAAAGUCAAAAAGGUGACAUUGUUCCAAGCAGUGCUCAAAAGGAGAGCGGUAUAGAAGAAGACAAGAAGGCGACGAGGCCGCUGGCCACGAGGAUGAGGGAACAGGCUCCGAUGGGGAGGAUGAGGGAGACAAUGGCACGGAUAGCCCCAGCCAUGACUCGGAUGAGGCCAUGAGAUCGCUUCGGUCUGGUGUACCUUAGCCUUCAUCCAUCAGUAGGGGGCUUCGGGCUUCUCCCGCUUACGGAGCACAUCAGAGGACGCCAUGCAGCUACCGCAGUACGAGGCAUCAUGGGGGCAUGCGGAGGACUCCGGACAACCCCAGCAUGGCCUAAGGUACUGCUUGCCUUAAUGAGGAAGAUCCAUGAAGCAGCACAUCCACUGUGCCUACUACCAAUCCCGGGAGACAACCGAUUGCUAGGUGAUAGGAUGAUCCUGGGAAGGAAAAUUAAGAUUAGGUGCCCCGCCAUGGAACGGCUAGUGUCGGCCCUAAGCCACCUUCCACCCAUUGAAAUAGUGGACGUAACUCUUUUGUCUCCAGGUGAUUGGUGCUAUAAUAUUCCCCUAUGGGGGAAUCCGAUAAUCGUAGCAAAUGGAGGGCAAUGCUUAGACACGAUGUUCGCUGAAUUGAGGGAAUUGCGUGGUUUUAACACGGUAGGAGUGGCAGCAGUUAAAUGUGUUAAUUCAGCUCAGUUCGGUUAAGGAUAGCGGGACAAGCUAUUUUUACUCCGAGUAUGUACCAGGAGUGUGAGCAAAUUUACGCAACUAGGAUUUUAAGAGGAGUGUUGGGUUUGCCUGAUGGGUAUAUACCCCCAGAAUCGCUGAGAUCAUGGGUGACAGCGCUAAAGUGGAUGAACACAAUUCUGCUUUACAUACCCAUGGGGUGGGUACUAGCAGCCAGAAGUGUGAUUGAACGACGGGUGGACGGGAUUAUCCCCCCGGAAAAGGAGACGUGGAGUCGGAUAGCCCGUAGUGUUGGUUGGAGAAUCGGGCGGACAGUGGUAAAGCUACCUGACUUGACCGUUAGGAUUGCGACACACUUGCAAAUGAGCGCAGGUUAUGAUGCACUGGAAAUGAAACAUAUAGCUUUCAUCAAGGAAGCGAGGGGUGUUGCGGAGAUUCCUAUGACGGCGUUAACAGAGUUUAGAGACACUUUGAAAAGGCUAUGGUAUUUACGGUGGGAUAAUGAACACAAGGAAGCUUUAUGGAGGUUAGCAGUGAAUGGUUUUCCGGCAGCACGACUAAGAGGGAAUGUGACAAGAUGCCCUUGUUCGGCUGCUAUGAUCAGGGGAGACAGGAUUCAUCUGUUUUGGGAAUGUACGGUGGCAAGAGCGUUAUGUGACAUGCUUAGGUUUGAAGUUGGUGAAAACGUUGAACUGACCAAGGUGAAUUUAUGGUUAGGUAUACCGCCAUUAGGUAUUCAUACCCUAGUGUGGGAUAUAGUAUGCCUUGCAGCUCUGAGUGCUCUUGAGCGAGGUGGGGAGAAAGUUGAUGUACAGAAAAGGACUGGAGGAAGGAAGAGGAGGAACGGUUACAAGACAAGAGAUUAACGCGAUCGGUGUUGAGGUGAUGGCUGAUUUUUGGGCACGGAUUCGUUCCUUGCCACGUUGAAUAUUCCCCCGAGAGGUUGGGGGAGAAUACCUAGACAACACCCUUUCCUAGCAACUGAUAACAAUGGUUCAGUGGUGUAUAAACCACCACCAGGUGAAUAAAAUGUUAUCCCUUACUUGAAGAGGGACAAUUGAUCCCAACUUAGCCCUUGGCCCG